AAAAUACAAGCAAGUCACAGGGCAAACCUAUACAUACCUGCUUAGAAGUGAGUCACUUUGAUUUCCCUGGUAAGCACGCAUAGCCAGCACGAGGGAGCCACUGUCCCCAAUUGUUGGCUAUUCUGCCUGGCUGACAGGAUCCGCAGUCCGACAAUAUCUGGAGGGCCACAGCUUCCCCAUCUCUGGAAAAUAGGAUUACAACCUCAAUUUCUCUAUCAUCUUCCACCUGUCAUUCUGUUGGGCCUCAAUCAGGGCUGACUUUUGAGGUCCCUUCCAACUCUGGGAUGCUAGGAUGCAAUAAAUUAUCUACGCUGAGCAGGGAGAGUUUACCCCCUCCCCAACAAUAACCACCUCCCUGAAGUUUAUAUUGACAUCCGUCAGAAAGCAUCCCUUCCCACCAAUAGAUAGUUUGGUUUCUGAAGAUAAUGGGUUUUGAUGACUGGUAAGUUAAUAGGGACCCAGGUGGCGCUGCGUGUUAAACCACAGAGUCUAGGGCUUGCUGAUCAGAAGGUCAGUGGUUCGAAUCCCUGCAACGGGGUGAGCUCCUGUUGCUCGGUCCCAGCUCCUGCCCAUCUAGCAGUUCGAAAGCACAUCCAAGUGCAAGUAGAUAAAUAGGGACCGCUCCGGCGGGAAGGUAAACGGCGUUUCCGUGCGCUGCUCUGGUUCGCCAGAAGCAGCUUUGUCAUGCUGGCCACAUGACCUGGAAGCUGUCUGUCUCCCUCGGCCUAUAGAGCGAGAUGAGCGCCGCAACCCCAGAGUCGGACACGACUGGACCUGAUGGUCAGGGGCCCCUUUACCUUUACCUUAAGUUAAUAGCUACCAAAACUUUUCUGGCUGCAAGAAACAGUUCUGUAAUUUUUGAACGUAGCCACCAAAUGAGAGGGUUAAAAGUGUGCAGCUGUCAGAGAAGGAACUGUUGGAAGCUGGGGUGUGUGUGUGUGUGUGUGUGUGUGUGUGUGUGUGUGUGUGUGUGUUUAAUGGGCACUGUGACUGCUUUAAAGAGACCAGACCCCAAGGUUCAGAAUGUAUGUUACAUAAGUUUCCCAUUUGCCACCUUCACAAGAAAAUUCACCCUGUAAAAGAUUCUCCUUGGAAUUUCCUACUGCUCAGGGAAAUAGGGACCACAGAAUAGCAUGACCACUUCUGGGGAUAUGCAGGGUUUUUAUUGGACAGUGUGUCCCUCUGGUGACCAAAGGCUCUUUUGACUCAGCAGAGUCUUCCAUCCAGUGAAACAGGGAGAAAGAAGGCAAUUUUAGCAUAUUCACCUUCCUGUCUGGUGCCCCCUUCACCCUCUACAGUGUGGGAAGUAGCACGAGGGGCUGCAGGAGGAGGGUAAUUGGCAAAAAUAGCCUCCCUCUUCAGUCCACUGAGGAGACCAAAGAGAUUUCCAUCAGUGGAGUGAGAGCACUGGAAGCUGCCUUGGCUGUCCUCCAUUAGAUGGGCAGAUAGCUGAGACGAGGGGGAGAACCAUCCUUCACACACACCCAUCCCCAUUGCUAAAUUUGGGGCUGAUUUCUCAUUCCCUUUUCUAGGUGGCCGACUACAUCCCACAGCUAGCAAAGUGCAAUCCAGAGCUCUGGGGUGUGUCUCUUUGCACCGUGGAUGGUCAACGGUAUUCCAUGGGCCACACCAAGACGCGAUUCUGCCUGCAAUCGUGUGUCACGCCCCUAAAAUACGCCGUCGCCGUCAGUGAACUGGGCACUGACCGAGUGCACCAGUAUGUCGGCAAAGAACCCAGCGGGCUGCGUUACGACACGCUUUCUCUCGACGAGGAAGAUGGGCUGCAAGAAAGCUGAGAAGUUUGACUACGUGUUGGAUUAUUUGAAGAAGAUGGCCGGAAACGAGUAUGUGGGAUUCAGCAAUACCACGUUUCAAUUGGAGAAAGAAACCGGAGACCGGAACUAUGCCAUUGGGUACUAUCUUAAAGACAAAAAGUGCUUUCCACCGGGAGCGGACAUGACAGCAGCCCUCGAUUUGUACUUCCAGCUGUGCUCUGUGGAAGUGACUUGCGAGUCCGGCAGUGUCAUGGCGGCCACACUGGCCAAUGGUGGCAUCUGCCCCAUCACGGGCGAGUGUGUGUUGAGUGAUGAAGCCGUCCGCAACACCCUCAGCCUCAUGCACUCGUGUGGCAUGUAUGACUUCUCAGGGGAGUUUGCCUUCCAUGUUGGUCUACCUGCCAAAUCCGCCGUCUCUGGCGCCAUCUUGCUGGUAGUGCCCAACGUCAUGGGUGUGAUGUGUCUGUCGCCCCCUCUGGAUAAAGGUGGCAACAGCACAAGGGGGAUUGGGUUUUGCCAGGAAUUGGUCUCGCUCUUCAACUUCCACAACUACGACAACUUGCUGCACUGCACCCGCAAGAUGGACCCACGCCGUGAAGGAAUCGAAGUUAGAAACAAGACCGUGGUGAACCUGCUGUUUGCCGCCUACAGUGGCGACAUCUCUGCUCUUCGGAGAUUUGCCCUGUCAGCCAUGGACAUGGAACAGAAAGACUACGACUCCCGCACAGCUCUUCACGUAGCUGCAGCUGAAGGUCACCUGGAGGUUGUAAAGUUUCUGGUGGAAGCCUGCAGAGUAAAUCCUUUUGUCAAAGACAGGUGGGGGAACAUUGCCUUGGAUGAUGCUACCCAGUUUAAUCACUUGGAAGUGGUGAAGCUACUCAAAGAUUACCAAGACGCCUACAUAUUGGGAUCCAGCCAGGCCCGCAAAGCAGCUGAGAACCUUUCCAAGGAGAACUUAGAAAGCAUGGUGUGAAAAUCGUCAGCUAUUAUGUUAGCUGCAUUUCAACACAAAUUUAACUAGGUCAAUUGCUCUCAUUUCUGAAAGGAGGCAGACACACCAGUGGACUUACUUCUGCUUAGGAUCUGAGCUGAGAUAUGGGUGGGCGGGUCCAUCCUCAAGGCUCUUCCUGAAGUUUCAUGCGGUCAGUCUCCCAAUUCUUGGGUUAUAGGAAACACCUACACUAGUUAGUUCCAUGCACAAGCUGAAUACUUGGUGACACAGCUGUAAACAGAAACUGAGCUAGCAGCUAUUGGCGAGUAGGAUCUUGUCUCUUAAGAGCUGACACUUCACACUGCCUGUAAAUCUAAGCAGCCACUGCUACAUAGGCAAAAGGAAUUUAAGGGCCAAAGUAGGCCUGCCCCUUUGCCCUACACUGUUAUCCCCACUAAGUACUAUGAGUUUCUGUUGCUCCCUUCUUUCAAAUAAUUAGGAACCUCAGCAUGCAGUCCUAGUAUUUGUGUAACUCGGAUGGGGGAAGCUUUCAGGCUGUGAUUGCAGAGUUUUAUCUUUUUUAACAUCGCCAUUUGAUCCACAAUUUGUUAGGGUGGUUUGCAAAAGAAAAAUACUUUUAAAACACCAGCUUUGAAGACCAGAAAGGGACAAAGUGCACACCCACCUCAAGCAGUGCCUGCAAUGCUGGAGAUAAGACAAUCUCUCUGGGCCUUAGUUUCCUAGACAAACUAAACAUUGCCCUAACUUUCCAGACAAGCCCAAGGAUAAAAGUGGUAAGAUCAAGAGGUGUGGAGUGAUGUGGCAAUACGGGUAGACAGAGUUACAACCCUAAGCAUAUUUGUUCAAUAUUUAAGUGUUAAGUCCCAACUGAAUUUGCACGAGUCGAACAAGUCAGAAUUGAACUCUGGAAU
Messenger RNA from Zootoca vivipara (common lizard), 3638 nucleotides. Lineage: Eukaryota; Metazoa; Chordata; Lepidosauria; Squamata; Lacertidae. The record is from RefSeq and is a predicted model, not a curated record.